Messenger RNA from Dujonia railenensis, 651 nucleotides. Lineage: Eukaryota; Fungi; Ascomycota; Pichiomycetes; Serinales; Debaryomycetaceae. The record is from the annotation of a GenBank genome assembly.
AUGGAGAAGCUGAGAACUACUGCAGCACAGACAACAGCUCUACAUCUUCUCAACUUAUCGCGUUCCAUCCCGUUGAACCCGCUAAAUAAGGUAUAUGCUCAAUCGUUCUAUGAGCAUUGUAACGAUAAGUCUAUCAAUCUACCAGAAAAUUACUCUACAUCGAACACAUGUGCAACUUGUGGAAUACUAUAUAUUCCUGGAUUAACAUGUUCUAUAAGGAUAACAUAUUCUAAGACCAAGUCUAAAUCUCUGAAUUCCCUGAAUUCCAAAAUAAAAAAGCUCAAAUCUGGUGGAAGAAAGUCCAGCUUGGAACCCAAGCCUAGAAAACGGUUGCUCCAAUAUAAAUGCCUACAGUGCGGCUCAAACCAAACAAUUUGCAAUGAGUUGAUGCAACCUUCCGUUGCAGUGAUUGCAUCCCACCGAAGUCCAAGUACGGUAUCUCCAUCUCCAGCGCCAUCAUUCGAGGCCAAAUGGCCCCCACAGACACUGGAGUCUAGUUCUAAAUCUCAAUCACCUUCCGUAGAUUCCAAGACAAAGAAAAGGUCGAAAAAGAGGAAGGAAACCCAUAAUCUUCUAAACUUGAUUUCAAAGAGUAAACAAGAGAAAGACAAACCAACAAUGUCCUUAAACUUAAUGGACUUUAUGAAAUAG